UUUACAAAUUUGUUUAUUCCAGAAUCAAUAAAUGCCAAAAUGAACAAAAACACGUCGACUCUGGAGGACUUUUAAACCGCAUAAGCACUAUCUCGAAGGUUCCAUAUACCCAUUCGGAUAACGUAGUGCCAUAUUGGCCUAUGAGUAGCCCCAAGAGUGGCGUCCGGGCUAGUCUAGCCUAAAUAUUGAGCAUGAAAAAAAUUGAAUCUCUAUGAAUGUCCUAAAAUGUAUCAGGGCGUAUUGAUAGCGCCUCAUAUUUGGAAUAGGAAAAUUUACUUACCUUAGCUGGAAAAUGGGAGCCAGUACUUCCAGUAUUAACUAUCCUAACGUCGCAUCAUCAGGAGCUGCACUUAAUAGUACCGGAAACUCUAAUGGAAACAUAUCGGUGCUGCUGCCCAUGAGCAUGGCAGGUAUGGUCACAGCAGGAGCGGUUGGUAUGACGACUGGCAGUGGUACUGGUAUCAGUGGCGCACAGUACCAUCGAGAUCAAAGACGAAAGCGUGUAACUGGUUUUGCGACGCUUAAGAGAAAGUUUAUACGUAGACGACGUUCGUCAAAAGCAUAUGAUCACGCUCGCGUUCUACGAGAUUUUGUGUCAGACUGGGCACCUAUGGAGCUGGCAGCUCUUUGCGAGGAGUUCGAAGCCUUGUCGGCUUUAAGAGACUUAUCGGUGCAAGCUGAAUUGGCGCGACCUCCGGCAGCAACAUACAAACAAGACCUUGCUGCUCUUUACGAUCUAAAUUUUUGCACUGAUUGUGAUCUUGUUUUUCGCGGGACUAUUUUCCCGGUGCACAGAUCAAUAUUAUCAGCUCGUUGCUCCUAUUUCCGUGACUUACUCGCAGGUUGUCCUGGUUUCGGAGCGCGUAUAUGUCUUGAACUGCCCACUUCGCCUAUUGACGUGCCGCUUUUCUCUUCCCUAUUGCGUUAUUUAUAUACUGGCGAUAUGUGUCCGCAUGAUCCGGACAUCGAAAUCACAGUGUUGCGUCAGCUGGGAGACGACUUUGGCUCACCAAAUCCUCUGGAUCAUGAUCUUCGCUAUUUGUUGGAGACUGGCGACUACGCAGAUGCGGCACUUGUUUUCACAGCAGAUGGUAACAACGACAAUCUGCGACAAGACUCGGGUACCUCGGAGUACGGGUUUCGACCAAAGAUCGAACUUCCAUGCCAUAAAGCUAUUUUGAGUGCGCGCUCACCCUUUUUUCGUAAUUUAAUUGCGCGUCGAACGCGCAACAUUGAUGAGUACGUUGAACGUUCCUUACACGUGCCCACGCGAAUUGUAUUAGACGAAAGCGUUAUACCGAAGAGAUAUGCGCGUGUACUGUUGCAAGCGAUUUACCUGGACGUUGUUGAUUUGACACUGAUCUUACGCGGUGUUGGAUCGGGUACGUCGGCAGGAUCACUGGCGCAAGGCUGUGAGGAUUUAAUACUCGAGUGGCUGUCCCUUGAUACUUUACCAACAAUUUUAAAGUGGGGUUGCCAACCCCAUGGCUCCGCGUGGGUGUUUAGACAAGCAUGUCAGUACCUUCGAGAAGAAUUUACCGUUAUUAGCACCUCAACUGUCCUGCACCAAUUAGAUAAAAAGCAACUGUUACAUGUUCUGCAGAGUAAUUUUUUACAAGCUUCUGAGCUAGAGAUUCUGCAGGCUGUUCUUAAAUGGGGAGAACAGGAGCUCAUUCGUCGUAUGGAAGAUCGUGAACCAAACUUGUUGUCACACACAGCUCACUCAGUUUCUUGGACGUUGGACGUUGACAUGCAAUGA
Drosophila pseudoobscura is the source of this 1759-nucleotide messenger RNA. Its product is annotated as BTB/POZ domain-containing protein 7-like. Lineage: Eukaryota; Metazoa; Arthropoda; Insecta; Diptera; Drosophilidae. Gene Ontology annotation, molecular function: protein binding. Bases 293 to 1759 code for a protein of 488 amino acids. The transcript has 2 exons. Gene Ontology annotation, biological process: morphogenesis of a branching epithelium. The record is from RefSeq and is a predicted model, not a curated record.